AUGGAAUUUAAAGGUCAAAUUCAAGAAGAUGAAUUUCAUCAUCCUUAUAAGCCUUAUUCCAUUCAACUAGAAUUUAUGCGGGCUUUAUACAAUGCGAUUGAAAACAAAAAGAUUGGAAUCUUUGAAUCUCCAACCGGCACUGGUAAAAGUCUUAGCUUACUAUGUGCAUCGUUGACGUGGUUAGAGAAAAAGGGAGAUUUGCAUAUGGAAACGGAUGAAGCUGAAGAAAGAACAAGCGAUUCUGGUUCUUCGAAGCAUGCCAUUCCUGACUGGGUGAUUAUGCAGGAUCAAGAGUUGCAGGUAGACCAGGCUAAAAGCGCACAUGCAUAUUUGGAGAAGCGACUCGAAGGGGUCCGCGAGAAGAAUCGAAAAGAAAAGUUUAUUCAGGAAAAUAGCUUCAGACUCCAAAAGGAUGCUCGUAAGAGAGCUACACCCGCCGAUAUCACGAAUUCCUCAACAACCCCUUUAGCAAAGUCAAGCAAGAUUGCUCCGGCAACUGAUGAGUCGUUAGAGGAAUUUGUGGUUUCCAAUGAUAUUUCUCUUCAAGAUGAGAGUGAAGAGUCAGCUCAUGCUUUGCAGAAAGGCUACAGCUCCAAAGUAAUGGAUCUACUUCAUCGUUUACUUCCAGAAGAUGAAAAACUACCAACUGUUCAAAAGAUUUACUUCUCUUCGAGAACUCAUUCACAACUCCGACAAUUUGUACAAGAGGUACAAAAAUUAGACACAUCAAAAAUUUCUACCCCUAUACGGGUAGUGUCGCUGGCUUCGAGAAAAAACUUAUGCAUCAAUCCCAAAGUUCAAAAGCUGUCACCAACAUCCGCAGUGAACGAAAAGUGCAUUGAAUUACAAGGGACUUCCGAAAAAUGCCCUUACAUGAAGGACGAUACCCGGAUUUGGGAUUUUCGCGAUGAAGUUCUCGCUGAAGUAAUGGAUAUCGAAGACAUGGUUGGUUUAGGACAAAAAAUGCAUGUCUGUCCGUAUUAUGGAGCAAGGGAAGCAGUCAAUUCUUCUCAAAUUGUAACAUUACCAUACCCGUUGCUUUUGCAGGAAUCUGCUCGUAAUUCGCUCAACCUUCCUUUGAAAGAUAAUAUCUGCAUUAUCGAUGAAGCACACAACAUUAUUGAUGCAAUUUGCUCUAUGCAUUCUUCCUCUAUUUCCUACAAGCAAGUAAGCAUGGCAGAGUUUCAGCUAGAGCAAUAUUUGAAUCGCUUCAGCAAACGGCUUAACGGCACAAAUAAAAUGCAUGUUCGGCAGUUGAUGAAGGUUGUUGGAGAGCUAAAGAAAUUUCUUGAAAAAAAUAUAAAACAAAACUCUACCAACAGAGUAUUGCUGAUUUCUUCGAUGUUUGUGUCGCAAUCUUCAGAUCAAGUGAAUUUGCAUCAUUUAAUUGAGUAUCUGUCUGUUUCAAAACUUGCAAGGAAGGUGGAUGGGUAUUCAAAGUUUCUGUCUAGAUCCAAAGAAAACGUGUUGGACGAAGAAUCACACGAGUCUGAGAUAAAAAAGAGGGAAGCAAAAGGCAACAGCGAGCAAGAAGAUAAAUAUACCCCUGUUUUGAUGCAGCUUGAAUCCUUCCUUUCUGCGAUAGCGAAUCCGUCGCCUGAAGGAAAGCUAUUUUACGAAGCACAGGAUUCCUCGAAUGCAUUUUUGAAAUACAUGCUUCUUGAUCCAUCCAAGCAUUUUCAAAGCCUGACGGACCAAUGCCGCUCCGUUACAUUGGCAGGAGGAACAAUGUCACCAUUAGACGACUUUAUCGAAUUAUUGUUUUCGGAAUCCAAAAGUCGGAUUGACGAAUUUUCUUGCGGGCAUAUUGUACCGAAAGAAAACGUUUUGACGUUGUUGCUCUCGAAAGGGCCUUCGCAAGUACCAUAUGAGUUUUCCUACCAAAAUCGCACCAGAGAAGAUUUGACGAGAGAGCUUGGGAGAACGCUGGUAAACUUUACUUCACUGGUCCCCGAUGGCGUGGUUGUGUUUUUCCCGAGUUUUUCGUAUUUACAAUUUAUCACGGACGUUUGGAAGAAUGACGGUAUCUUGGAAAGGCUUCAAAAGAAGAAGCCGGUGUUUGUAGAAUCAAAGGAUCACAGCGAAAAAACGCUGAAAUUGUUUGAUGAAUAUAGCGAAAUGGUGGAAGCUGGCCAUGGAGGACUCUUGUUUUGUGUGAUUGGGGGACGCUUGUCCGAAGGCAUCAACUUUUCAGAUCGUUUGGGAAGAGCAGUUGUCGUGGUAGGAAUGCCAUUUCCAAAUGCACACGAUAUCGAAUGGCAAACAAAAGUUGCGUAUGUGGAAGAAAAGGUACGGUCAAAAGGACGAAACGCGAAACAGGCAGCACAACUGUUUUACGAAAACACAUGUUUACGAGCAGUGAACCAAAGUAUUGGAAGAGCCAUUCGACAUCAAAGAGACUAUGCAUGCAUUCUUCUGUUGGAUCAUCGUUACAAUAGGCCUAGCAUACGAAGCAAACUGCCAGGAUGGUUACAAGAACAUUUGGAAGUUCCCAGCCAAUUUGGACAUGCCAUUCGUCAGGUGUCUAUGUUUUUUCGAACAAAAAGGCAGACCAAAGAAUGA
Schizosaccharomyces osmophilus is the source of this 2562-nucleotide messenger RNA. It is a transcript of the gene chl1, whose product is annotated as ATP-dependent DNA helicase Chl1. The coding region runs from base 1 to 2562 and encodes 853 amino acids. Gene Ontology annotation, cellular component: nucleus. Gene Ontology annotation, biological process: nucleobase-containing compound metabolic process; establishment of sister chromatid cohesion. The transcript has 3 exons. Lineage: Eukaryota; Fungi; Ascomycota; Schizosaccharomycetes; Schizosaccharomycetales; Schizosaccharomycetaceae. Gene Ontology annotation, molecular function: DNA binding; ATP binding; DNA helicase activity. The record is from RefSeq and is a predicted model, not a curated record.